UUCACUGGAAAUGGCGCGACUGGGGAAGCUAGACGAGUACGACGAGAAGGAGCAGAAUUUUGAAUCCUAUUUAGAACGCUUUGAGCAUUUCGUCACUGCAAACGAUAUCAAAGAGGAAAAGAAGCUGGCCGUAUUUCUCAGCGUUAUAGGAGCACGAACGUACGAGGUGCUCAAAAGUUUGGUAGUACCCGCCGUUCCUGGGGACAAAUCCUUCGAAGAGGUGACUGUGCUGUUGACGAAGCACUAUAGCCCAAGCUGUUCUGUGAUAGCCGAGUGCUGCAAAUUUAACAAGCGAGCACAAGAGGAACAAGAAAGCGUCGAGGAUUUCAUAGUGGCCUUAAAGCAUUUAGCAAGGAAGUGCGAUUUCGGUCUGUUCCUGCAAGACGCACUGCGAGACAGAUUAGUGGCAGGCAUAAGACGCGAAGAAACGCAACUCGCCUUGUUUGCUGAAGACAGUUUAACCUUUGAAAAGGCGUGCAAGAUAGCCUUGGACCGGGAGCAGGCUGCGCCACAAACAGCGUUACUGCAUGCAGAAGCCUCGGAAGACACAGCUCAUCCGUCUGCUCCGAUGUCUAGUGGGCCAUUCGCCGUGCCACCUCUCGGGGUUCCAGGCGCGAACGAGUCUGCAAAUCAGCAGCUUCCGGCACCUGAAUCGCCCACGCCCGGAACAGCUGCCCCCGGCUCUUCGAACCAGCCAGACCCUGCACCUACAGCCGAGCUGCCAAUUCUUCGUCGUAGUGCCCGUGUGCGACAUCCCCCGAACAGAUACCAACCCAGUGACUUUCGAAGUUAA
Molecule: messenger RNA, 793 nt
Organism: Dermacentor silvarum
Lineage: Eukaryota; Metazoa; Arthropoda; Arachnida; Ixodida; Ixodidae
Exons: 2
Coding region: 11-793 (260 amino acids)
Source: RefSeq, a predicted model, not a curated record